Messenger RNA from Penicillium oxalicum, 2556 nucleotides. RefSeq lists its product as uncharacterized. The record is from RefSeq and is a predicted model, not a curated record. NCBI's taxonomy places the organism in Eukaryota, Fungi, Ascomycota, Eurotiomycetes, Eurotiales, Aspergillaceae. Gene Ontology annotation, biological process: regulation of DNA-templated transcription; DNA-templated transcription. The coding region runs from base 1 to 2556 and encodes 851 amino acids. The transcript has 3 exons. Gene Ontology annotation, molecular function: DNA-binding transcription factor activity, RNA polymerase II-specific; DNA binding; zinc ion binding.
AUGACAUCGUCCUUCCCAGCUGACUUCGGUCCAAAUGAUAUGUCCAAGCCCCUUGAGAGCCACACGCACUCACUCACUCAGUCGGACGCGGCGCAGAAUGCCACUGGCCAGGGACGGGGAUCCGCAGGUAGCGACUCUUUUGAUCCACCGGAUAAGCCGAUUCGGCUCGCUCUAGCUUGUAAUCAGUGUCGAAAACGCAAGGUUCGAUGCGACGCGCAGCAUCCCAAGUGCCGGAAUUGCAGUCUCCGUGGCGACGUUUGUGAAACGUCCGAUCCCAGAAAGCCGGGCAAUUAUCCCGCUGUGCGUCGGCGGGCUUCGAGGCAUGGUCAAAACAAACGGGCUCGGAGGGCGUCUGAUAGAACCCUGUCGCCAAGUACAGGAGCUCUACCUGCUGGGACUGCCCAAGUGGGCCCUGUCUCAGUGAGCUCAAUCAAUUCGGUGCUGAAUCCCACAGCGCCGGCCCCAGUACCCAUGUCGGUAGGGGUGGCAAUGCCAAUAUCUGGAGCUGUCACUGGCUCAGCUGUUACUGGUGUGAAUGGACCCUGGCCAGAGCUGACUCGCGGCGUUUCCUCGGCGGGGAACUACGUGUCGCCGAGCGUAGGGGGAAGCUCGAAGAGUCCUGCUGUGAAUGGCUCCAAUGUUUCUACCGUGAGCCCGGCCAAUUCUUCAUGGCGCACGACUCAGAGUGAACGACUAGGAGAAGAUCAUUAUUCCUGGCAAAGCAGGGCAUACGAGGAGACCCAUGGCCAGGAGAUUGUAGAUAAUCCCGAGACAGAAGGGGAACCACAGGAGCCAGGAAAUGGGGGUACGCACUCUGCAGACGAGGCGGAUAGUGCUGACGACGUCUCUAGGCCACGCACCAAGGUAAGUUCUUGGGCAUUCUUAGCGUAUCCCGUUGAGAUCGUCCUCAUCCUUGUUGCAAAUGCUGAUUUGAAGCUCUGUGUUCAGCAUCUUGGUGCGAGCAGUGUGCAGUGUCUUUUCAAUUUCGUGGAUCUGCACCUGGCGCAACUGGGAUUCAAACAUGACACGCCCCUCUUUAAGCAUGGCAUGCUUCAUACGGAAGAGUUUCCAUUACCCAUUAUCCCUCAUAUGCCCGACCUACCAGACCAGACGGUAUUGAAAAGUUAUCUCGACAUCUUCUUCGCCAGGAUAUGGCCAGUCUACCCCGUUCUCGAUCGAAAAGCCUUUGAGACGGACAUAAACACCGUAUUUUUCUUGCAAACAGCCCGAGAGGCGUGGCCAGGGAGUAUCACAUUAUCACACGUUCCUACUCUCGUCUCUAUUUAUGCAAUCACAUCGCUUGGUCUGAGUGAAACAUCAGACGAUUCAGACGCAAGUUUUGACUAUCUGACGGCUAGUCAUAGCCUCCAUGGUCACCUGGUUGCUGUGCCAUACACUACCAGCGUACAGGCUCUUUUUCUGCUCGCUCUUGGACUCCGAGCCAUAGCCAAGGAUGGACAAGCAUGGCACAUAAUCGGUCAAGCUAUCCGCAUGGCCCAGUCUAUCGGGCUGCACAAGUCGGCGAAAAGACACAUGUCGGGAGACUAUUUCACACUUGGUCCCGAACCGGAAGGUCUCCGUGAACGACUGUGGUGGUCACUGUUUGGGAUGGAGAAGCUCAUGCAAUUAGAAUGUGGCCGGCCAUCUAUUAUUGAUCGAAGUUACGACUCACUGCAGGUCCUUUCUGACCACGAUUCUUCCGACUCUGCUCACCAAAACCGGUACUUUCGUGCCUGGGUGGGUCUCGCUACCUUGAUGGGCAAUAUUUCGCACCGUCUCUACACGCAUAAAUUCAUGGGAGGAUCCGCAGAGAUGCUUGGUGCGGUGGCCCAGCUUGAUCUGGAGUUGUCAGAAUGGGAGAAUUCCUUGCCAGAGGAUUUGAAACCUCGAAGAGCUUUGGUCGGCCAUGCGGGACCAGACCAUCACAUCAUAACGACUUUUUUGUCUCAACAAUACCAUCAUGCUCAACUAAGCAUUCUCCGAGUAUCCAUCAUCUUCCCCCAAUACAGUAUCAGCCAAGAAAUCCACCGUCACAGUCCCCAACUUCCCAUCCUCAAACGUGUUCUCGAUGGCGCCAUCACCUGCGCCAACGCCGCUCGAACCAUCGUCACCCAGUCCCUCCAGUUAGAAGACCGCGGUCUCAAAUCCACUCUCCUCUCCAUCUCCCCCACCUAUCUCGCUGCCGUCAUUCUCGCCCUGGGCGCCCUUCGUCAACCAACCAGCCGCCUUGUCCGAUCCGACGUGGAACUUCUCGCCUCAGCCACCGAAUACGUAGAAGCCUGGUUCUCACAGCGUGGAUUUGGCCCUGCGUUCACGCAAACCUGCGUGCAGUUACGUGAAAGGGUAGCUUAUGCAUUUGCUUCGCCCCGGUGUGACGAUGACAGGGGUACGCACCAGAACCAGCAUCUUGCCCGUCGCGCGGGCGAGCCGCGUGGGCCCGCGGGGGACUCGUCGGGGAUGGGACCAUUUGGUGGGUUUGGGUUUGAGGAGGUGUGGAAUUUGACGGAUUUGGAUUUUAUGGUGUAUGGUGAGGAGAAUGCAAUUUUUCCAUCGUGA